Molecule: messenger RNA, 4650 nt
Organism: Girardinichthys multiradiatus
Lineage: Eukaryota; Metazoa; Chordata; Actinopteri; Cyprinodontiformes; Goodeidae
Gene: s100u
Product: S100 calcium binding protein U
Exons: 3
Coding region: 187-819 (210 amino acids)
Cellular component (GO): perinuclear region of cytoplasm
Molecular function (GO): calcium ion binding
Source: RefSeq, a predicted model, not a curated record
AGGGGGGGAACUUUUAAGGACAAGGGAAAAAAAGAGCCCAAAUCACGGAAGAGAUUCUACUAGUUUGGCAAGUCCGCAGGGCUCAAAGCAGCACAGAAAAAAGGCGGAGAAGAGGACCGAAAGUCAUUUUUGGCGCACAUUUUACACAGUUCUCGUAUCCCGCAGACGCUAAGCGACAGGGGAGUCAUGGAGGGUGCCAUCCAGGCCUUGGUGAAAACCUUCCUAAAGUCAGCCAAAGGAAAAGAGACUCUAGGAAAGAAAGAGUUCCAAAGCCUCGUCUCAUCCCAGCUCGGCAAUAUCCUUACGGGCACAGACAGCAAGGAAGCAAUCAACAACAUGGGCCAGCAACUAGACUCCGACAAUGAUGGCAAGGUUGGCUUUGAGGAAUACUUGAAGCUAGUUGGCUACCUAGCCUGCUCACUCAGCGAGCAGCGUAGCCUCAACAAGGAGGAACCUGCAAACAAUGCUGCAUCCGGACAAGUGGUACAAAGCUCUCCAGAUAAAGCAGCAGAACAACCCAAAGAGAAUGCAGAACCAAAUGAGGAAGCAAAGCCAAAGGAAAACGAAGGAACAAAGGCAGAUGUGACUGCUGAGGCAAAGGUAGAAGCAAAAGUAGAUGCUAAUGUGGAGGUGAAGGUAGAAGCAAAGGAAGAGGGAGAAACGAAGCCUGAGGUAGCUAAGGUGGUAGCAGCAGUGCCAGAAGUAAAAGCUACUGAGAAAGAGCCAGAGAAACCUGAGGAAACACCACAGGUGGAGGAACCAACAGAGAAGUCACCUGAGAAGGACGGAGCGGAGAAGACAGAAGAGGCAUCUUCAUAGGGGACAAGCCAUGUUUUUACAAAAGUCACACUACAGAAGCAUCCCUUCAGAAAACGUAACUCCCAAAAAAGUUUGAAAGCCACUAUUUUUAUAUACAUUAAAAUCCAAUUAUACUUUAAACACUACAGAAACACUAUUCUUAUAUAUGAUUAAGUACAUGACAAUAUCUUUGUACUACUUUUACCACUAUGUUUAUAUGUACAGCAUGUACAUCCCACUAUAUAGCACAUUUACCUCAUGAUGGUAUACCAUGACAGCAUGCAGUUUUACACUAUAAUGUCCAUGCAGUAUCCAUGUGAAAGCUUCCCUGAAAACUAUGAUUUUCCUGCACACUUGACUGAAGUAUUUUAACACACCAUUACAAACUAGAGCCCUUCCAUCCAUGCUUUCUCUUUCUGGGUAGUUUUCACUUUCUUUCUCAAUUCCACUAUCAGUCAAACGGGUCCUUUGUAAAACUUUGGCAAUAAUCACCUUGCCAGGCUCAUGUGGCUUAAAGGAUUAAUGGGACAUUUUGCCAACUUGCUAGCCAAAAUUUAAAAAAAUAUUUAACUCGAUAAAUGUUUGGUUCUGUCAAAAAAUUUACAUUAAAAACAAUAAAAGAAAACUUAACAAGCACCCUUAAAUCUUACUGAUUACAUUGUGACCUCUUGUUUUUAUUUCAUACAAGCACAAUUUUGUUAGCAUCUGAGGCUAACAGUAAGGAUAGCUGCUUUUCUAUAUUAGCUUAUCUUCUUUAUUGCGCUGAUGGUAUAUUUUUGUGAUUCAACUUCAAAAUGUUCCUCAAUUUGGUGCAUUUAAAUGUGUUUUUAUAUAUUUCAUUAGAUUGAGAAUAGACUAAAAUAUAGCUUCUUUUAGGAUUAGCUUGGAUGUUUAGCAGAAGGUGGUUUGACAGAUAUGAAAUAGCUGUCUUCCUCGGUUAGCAUGGUGCAUUGUCACAUUCCAUUUAUACUUGAAAUCUGAAAUUUUUGAGUUCCAACUUAAAAAACUGGAACAUCCCUGGAGUAGAAGAUUUUUCACAACCAACUAGGAAAUGUAUUACAAAUCCAAUAUGGCUGACGUAGCAAAAGCAUGUCUAAUUGACAGUUUGAACCACACACCCACACUUGGUACUGCACAGCCUGCCACUGAAAAAGUUUUGCUAAAUGCUAACAGUGGUCUGCAUCACCAUGUAGCACAACUGGAGCUCAUUGGGUUUGCUGUAAUUAUGUUUGUUUUUCUAUGUUAAAAUGUCAAGGUUAGCUUUAGCUAACGGUGUCCUUGUUCAACUUGAACCUAUUAGAAUGCCCUAACAUUUGUUUAUAUGGUGCAUUUAAACCAGUCAGUUGUUAGAUGUUCCUUUAACUUGGUGUUUUGGUUCAUUUAGCUUCACUUUAACAAACAGGCUGACAUAAGAUUUAGCUUGUAGCCUAUGAUGUUAACAAGAAGUGUUAUGACAGAGCAAUUUCUUCAUUUCUCUUUCAGCAUGGUGUGUUGCUGCAUUUGUAUUUGGUAGUAAAGAUUUUAGAGUUUCAAGUUAAAUAUUAUGAACUGGAAAAUACCUGUUGUUGGACUUUCUAGCUCAAAAGUCAGAUACAUCUCCCAAACCUGACUUUAAAAUACAAUAUGGCUGCCAAAUGAAUAAACAAAAUGAUACUGGCUGUAAUAGUGUAUUUAUUUUUCGGUUCUGGUGGUUUGAAACUCACGAGUUGUAAACAAAUUCCACUGAUUUUUAACUUGCAGCUGGAACAAGUUGGUUGUGAAAAAAUUCCUCAGUUUGAAUUCUGACUUCCAGGGUUAAUAGAGCACAUUUAGCUUAGCAUUAUUUUCCCCUGAAAGUGGUUGUUUUCUCUAUUCAACUUGAACCUGUAAAAAUGUCAAUGUUCCUUUAAUGAAUGCUCUGAAAUCUCUUUUUUUUUUUUUCAAGCUAAUGCUGUGGCUAAUUUAACAAAACAAUAAACAAACUAAUUUGCUAAAGUUCUGCAUACUUCAUCUCAUCUUAAUUGUUUUCUCAUGGCCCAUGUUCUUUCUUUUUCUUGUGAACAUUGUGAUCUAUCUCAUUUCUUUAACUUUGUCUGCAGCCUUCAGUGUGUUCCCCUUAACUCGUACUCAGACAUGAACUGGGAAUUGAAACGUUGGGUGUGACCUUUGGCUAAAUAAUUAAGGCACUGGGAGGGAAUCUACACCUAAAGUACCAAUAAGGUCAAAAAGGGAGCCCAGAAUAGUCCUGUGGGAGUGAGCUGGGGACUAGCAGGGCAGGUCAGAAAAGGUGCUUGUGCAACUUUAUCCCCCUGAUUAGGUGUUAAAGAAACAACUGUAACAAACCACCAAGGAAUCAAAAAACUAAUCUUACUGGAAGUCUUCUUUUAGUUAUCUUGCUAUGAAAGCACAUAGGGUUCUUGGAGUGACCCACUUCUUGAAAAGCUCAGCGAUGUAAAUACGCCAAAAACCUUUCUUAACUCUCUGUAUUACAGAUCAGAACUGGUUGCUGGUUUGAGCACCAGCUGUUUGUUCUUAGGUUUUGUCGGUCACACCCUUGUAUAUUUUAAACACCCUGUUUGACCUGCAACUGGAUCCUUGAGCAUUAGGCAUUGGGAAAUUACUGGAUUAGGCAUUCAGGAGUAACACACCCAGGGACGCAGACAAUUGUGUUGAAGUAAUCCUGGAUAUGGGAUUACUCUUCAUGCCUACCGGUGGUUGUGCUUUUGUUUAUCAAGGAGCAAAACUGAGUGUAUCAUAUUGCAUUUUGUGUGAUAUACCAUUUUAUAAUUAUUUUAACCACUAUUCAUUUUUUCUUCCUUUACAUUUAAUAUUAAGAUGUAUUGCUAACGCAUGGUUAACCACUGCAGAGAUUACUUGCUAAACAAAGUGCCAAAUUCUGCUUGACUGUUGCAGGCCUGCAUCAUGUUAUAGCCAUUUAUGUGCUCCUCCACACACUACUAAAACAUUGCACCUUGUUCCCCAUCAGAACACAUAGAACUUCAUACUGCUGCCAAACAAAAAUGGGAAGGAUAAAUAAGCACAGAUCAUGUGAUCACCUUGCCUCACAGAGACACUCCCAUUGUAAAUACUCAUUUACACUUACUCGAUGCAGCUUUUAUGCCCACAGUGCACAAUGCUUCCUGUGUUAGCUGCCGCUAACAAACUGGUCUUAUCAUUACUUCUUAAUUAAAAUCUCUUCCUUUUUUAAUGCAUUUUGGUACUUUUUGAGUCGCCUGAACCACCUACAGCUCAUAUGGGCCUGUGAUCGCUCAAUUAGGGUACAGUAGGGUGGUUUGGUGAAUUGCACUACCAGUAGAGUCCAACCUAUUGUGGGCACACUUAGAUUUAACAUCCUCUAGAAGAUGAUUUAUCACCAGUGUUCUUCAUUUGAAGCCAUCUUCCUUUUAACUGUUUAUAAUGCUGGUUGCUUUAAUGUCCCGUAGCGAAAAUCAACCCAGCUUUAAAUGAUUAUAAAAACAUACUGGAACUGGAGCUCAGUAGAUAUGGAGCAGGGAGUGUUCGCAUUCCCACACAAUAAAUCUCCUUCAUUAUUUUCAUUAUCAGAUACAGUGGAUGAAGAUGAAAGAUAUUAAUUCCCAAACUGGAACAGCAAGUAUAUAUAAAUAUAUGAAUAUGCCUUUAUGGCUCCCUGGGUCAAACUGUUUGUGAUAAUGGAAAGUUUCCCAGGAUGCCGCGCAGGCCCUCAUCUGUUUAUUUUUAGGAGUGUGUGUGUGUGUGUGUGUUUGGCAGCAGGACUCAUAUCAGUCCACUGUCACUGUUCUUAUAUUUCAUAUGUAAUGCUGUAUCAUGUUUUUCUAAUAAUCUAUGUACUGCCUAAUAUAGAAUAAAACUGUGACAGUGACAUUUUUUUAA